This is a messenger RNA of Eriocheir sinensis (Chinese mitten crab), 1628 nucleotides long. RefSeq names its product enhancer of split mbeta protein-like. Gene Ontology annotation, cellular component: nucleus. Gene Ontology annotation, molecular function: protein dimerization activity; RNA polymerase II cis-regulatory region sequence-specific DNA binding; DNA-binding transcription factor activity, RNA polymerase II-specific. Bases 103 to 834 code for a protein of 243 amino acids. The transcript has a single exon. The record is from RefSeq and is a predicted model, not a curated record. Gene Ontology annotation, biological process: regulation of neurogenesis; anterior/posterior pattern specification; regulation of transcription by RNA polymerase II. NCBI's taxonomy places the organism in Eukaryota, Metazoa, Arthropoda, Malacostraca, Decapoda, Varunidae.
ACAUUUAGAUCUUACGCACACUCGCUCGGUGGUGCUUCGCUUGACGCCUUGCGCGCCACAGGUGUCUGGUAGUGAACUCCGCGCCCUCCGCCCCCAGGAAUCAUGGUGUCCUCGGUGCACGUGGAGCCGGUGUCCCGCACCGACCAGUACAAGCGGGUCAUGAAGCCCAUGCUGGAGCGCAAGCGACGGGCGCGCAUCAACCGCUGCCUCGACGAGCUGCGUGACCUGCUGGUGGCGGCGCUGCAGGCCGAGGGAGAGACGGUGACGCGGCUGGAGAAGGCUGACAUCCUGGAACUGACGGUGCGGCACGUGCGGCGCCUCAACCAGCGCCGCGCCCUAACGCUGCCGCCCGCCGGCCACGACCCCCGCCACGACGCCAUCAAGUUCCAGCAGGGCUUCGUGGCGGCGGCGCAGCAGGUGCAGUCCUUCCUUAUCUCCUCGCCCGCGCUGGAGCCCUCGGUGUCCUCCCGCCUCAUCACACACCUCUCCUCCUGCGCCUCUGCCAUGACCGGCGUCAGCUCCCCCGCCCCCUCACAGACCAGCGCGCCCACGUCCCCGGCAGCGAGUCCUUCGGCGCCGCCCAUGGGAGUGCCCGGUCCCCGCCCCAUUACCGCCCCGGCUCCCUCUCGCCACGUGAUGGUCCCCUCCUCCUCGCCGCCCAUGUCGCCACCGCCCCUUAUGGACCUGAGCAUGAAGCCCGCCCCCCCCAAGCUGGUGGUCCCGACGCCCAUCAGGGAGGUCAACAUGCCGCAGGACCUGUCCAUGCGGCGACCGCCCUCCAGGGAGCAGGGCGAGCAGCCGCCGGAGGGAAGGUCGUCGUGGCGGCCCUGGUGACCCUCGGGCGACCCUUCCCGUUGUCCUGGUGUGAAGUGACGGCUCAAGGCUGUGCAGGCCCGCGUCAGCCCCGCGGCAGGAGCCACCGGCGGCAGUCUCCUCGCCGCUGCCGCUGCGGGAGAUGACCUCUCGGUGUGUGGAUUCAAUGUGCCAAACGCCCGCCGUGCCGCCGCACCUGAGUGCCACACCGCCAGGCGCGAGGCACGGACGGUGGCACCCCAGCCCCCCUGAACCCCGCGUCUCCAGUGUACAUUGUGAUAGUGGAUGUGAUAGAGCAUAGAUAUUUUUGUACAUAUAUCGGUUUUUUAUGCACCUACUUGACUCUGUGAUAAAGCCGCCCUAGAGGUAGACGCCCCUCGGUCCUGUGCAUGACGGAAGGAAGUCCUCCGCCGCCUGUCUUUCACCUGUACAAAGACGAGUAGCAGGUGUAGCGCCGCCACGGCCCGGGCGCUCACACUUGUAGUCGGCCGUAGACGUGUCAACGAUUAUUAUUAUCAUUAUUAUUAUUGUUAUUAUUAUUAUUAUUAUUAUUAUUAUUAUUAUUAUUAUUAUAUGAAUUCUUGUAGGUUUACAAGACCUGUUUUUUUUUCUCGGACUCUGCGAAGAGGUAAUCCGAAUUGCCCGCUCGUGUCACAAUCUCUCACUUCCAUGACGACGCUGCUGAUGCUUCGUCGUCGUCGUCGUUGUUACCUGCAUCACUACUUACUUGGUUUAGGCUCGCUGGCGUGGCGGCGCCCCGCCCGCCGCGACUCCGCUGACUCUGUGAUGGAAAUAAAAGACUUACAUUGAUGGGA